CAGCUAUUGAAUCUGAAGCAAAUCUGAGAAUCUACCAAACUCCCACGCCUGUAUUUUGCUUCCACGAAUAAUAAAGAUCACACGGAGUACAUAUUGUUCCCCGCAAGUGAAAGCAAGAGCCUUUUUGUUUAUUGAUGGGUGAGGAGUUAGCUGAUACAAUGAACCUGGAUUUGAAUCUUGGGCCUGGUCCAGAGUCUGAUCUCCAACCUGCACCAAACGAGACUGUGAAUUUGGCUGAUUGGACUAAUGACCCGCCUGAGAGAUCUUCUGAAGCUGUGACGAGGAUCAGGACUCGGCAUAGGACGCGAUUCAGACAGCUUAAUCUCCCUAUCCCGGUUCUAUCUGAAACCCAUACCAUGGCUAUAGAACUGAACCAGUUGAUGGGAAGUUCUGUCAAUGGAGCUGCUAUGCAGACUGGUGAGGGUAGUGAAAGAGGCAAUGAGGAUCUGAAAAUGUGUGAGAACGGCGAUGGAGCCCUUGGGGACGGUGUAUCGGAGAAGAAAGCGGAUAUCGAUAAAAGCAGUGGCAGCGACGGUAACUUUUUCGAUUGUAAUAUAUGUUUGGAUUUGUCGAAGGAGCCGGUUCUCACCUGUUGUGGCCAUCUUUACUGUUGGCCUUGUCUGUACCAAUGGUUACAAAUUUCGGAUGCGAAGGAAUGUCCGGUUUGCAAAGGAGAGGUGACCUCCAAAACCGUGACACCGAUCUAUGGGCGUGGAAACCACAAAAGAGAAAUUGAAGAGAGUUUAGAUACUAAGAUCCCCAUGAGACCACACGCGAGACGCAUUGAGAGCUUGAGGAAUACAAUUCAAAGGUCGCCUUUUACAAUACCGAUGGAAGAAAUGAUUAGACGUAUACAGAAUAGGUUUGACAGGGAUUCAACCCCGGUCCCUGAUUUUAGUAACCGCGAGGCAUCGGAGAGAGUCAACGAUAGAGCCAAUUCAAUCCUUAACCGGUUGAUGACAUCUAGGGGAGUUAGAUCAGAGCAGAACCAGGCUAGUGCUGCAGCAGCAGCCAUUGUCGCAGCAACAGAGGAUAUCGAUCUGAAUCCAAACAUUUCUCCUGAUCUUGAAGGAGAAACCAACACGAGAUUCCAUCCUCUGUUGAUCAGGAGACAGUUACAGUCGCACCGAGUUGCAAGGAUCUCGACUUUCACUUCAGCGUUGAGUUCUGCUGAGAGGCUUGUAGAUGCGUAUUUUAGGACUCAUCCAUUGGGGAGGAACCACCAAGAGCAAAACCAUCAUGCUCCUGUUGUGGUUGAUGAUAGAGACUCAUUCUCAAGCAUUGCAGCUGUUAUAAACUCUGAGAGUCAAGUGGAUACUGCAGUUGAGAUUGAUUCUAUGGUCACUCUUUCGACAUCGUCUUCGGUGAGAAGGAAUGAGAAUGGUUCGAGAGUGUCUGAUGUAGACAGUGCAGAUUCUCGUCCGCCUAGGAGGAGGAGAUUUACUUGAGAAACAUAAAUAAAAAAGCUUUCAACCU
Arabidopsis arenosa is the source of this 1476-nucleotide messenger RNA. Lineage: Eukaryota; Viridiplantae; Streptophyta; Magnoliopsida; Brassicales; Brassicaceae. The record is from the annotation of a GenBank genome assembly.